Molecule: messenger RNA, 2220 nt
Organism: Symbiodinium pilosum
Lineage: Eukaryota; Dinophyceae; Suessiales; Symbiodiniaceae
Source: the annotation of a GenBank genome assembly
AUGCCCAAGUCCGAAGGCAAGAGCCACGCAGCCAGCGAGUUGCAGCUUGGCCUCAAGGACUCCAGCUUGGGACCCUAUGACCUCGAGUGGCUGCUUCCGAGAGUUGCGGACUUCGGCACUGAAGCCCCGGCUGUGCAGGCCGAGUGGAAGGCUGAUGCGGCACCGCCUCCACUGCAGCUGCUGAUACCUGAAAUGAUUUCUCUGGAAAGGCAGAUUCCUCAGAUCCUUUUCUUCACCGACUGCGCAGGCUUUUUGAGGGCCGCGCGGCGGCCAAUGAAGAAGGAGCCUCACAUAGUCUUCAACUGCAUCGUCGACCUCAGCAAGUCACGGCAGCAGAUGGACUGGAACAACUACCGUGAGGUGGAAUCGCAGCUUGAGAAGCUUGAGCGGACCGAGCGCCUGGAGAUCCCAAGCUCCCGGCGAGGUAGCCGAAGCAGCAGGGGUGACAGGAGCGACACAGACUUCAAAGGCCCCAAGAAGCCAGAUAAGAAACAUGUAUCAAUGGCGAAGGCCUCGGUAGUGAAGUCGCCGCUGGCCUUGCGAAAGACCCACUGGAGGUUUUGGGCUGGUGGUGCGGAGCGGUUGCUGGACACUGAUCAGGUUGGCAGUUGCUUCGAUGGUAGCCGUGAGUGGCCGAUGGGCGUCACGCUGCUGCAGGCCAGCUUCUGGACGGGCCAAGCAACGCCCAGAACGAAGUUCAUCACCUAUCACUACAAUGCUCUCCAAACCGAAGCUGCAGGAGCUGUGCACCACAGGCUUGCGGACAUCAUUGACAACCACUUCGAAAGAUACACAUUUCUAGAGUCUGUCAGAGAUCGGAAUAGGAUGUCAGCAGUGCCGACGCAGCUCGCCCAGCACCUCAGCUACUACUGCAACAUGGAGCUGGUGUCGGGAGAAUUCAUCUUCUACAAGGACCGGAAAUCACAGCUUUGGCUGGCCGACGCACAGAGCCUGAUGUUCGUGCCCAGCGUCAGCCGAUCCGCCAAUGCGUCCAAGGGCGGAGCUGGGGCGCAGGAGGCCCUGCCGCAGAAGAUGUUCAGGUACCUUUCUGAGGAGGCCCUGCAAAAUCUGAUGAUAGAUGAGCGAGAAGGGCCAAAGUACGAGCGGAUGUUUGAGCUGAUGAUGCAUGACUACCAGGCCAUGAAGGAAAAGUUCGGUGUCGACAGUAUGCUGCGGAAGGUGCAGCAGGAACUGGAUGUUAACGUGCCGGUUCUGGAAGGUACGGAUGUGGAAGCCUUGAGCCGCGCCUUCGACAUCAAGCCCGAACACUUGGGAGCCACCGCGCAGGCAGCGCCAAAGCGGCACUUUUGCGUUCCUCCAAAGGUGCAGUCUCACGUGGGGAAAUGCAGGUGGUUUUCCCGCUCUGCCGGGAGCCAGGUGCGCGCUGCAGCACAGAAAGUCCACCGCCACAACAGCCACAUGCAGGCCAUCAUUGACAAAGGCCGAGAAGCCGCAUGGCAAGACCCAGGCCCCUCCAUCAGCGCAGUGGCAGUGGCCAGUUCAUACACGGAUACCGGAGAGAUUUCACCUCGAGCUACUACAAGCAGAGCUGCAACUGACACUUUCAGACCCCAUGGUAGCAAGCGCUCAGUCAGGUCGAAGUUCUCUCAGUCUGAGGCAAAGACUGGAAAGACGUCCAAGAUUGAAAUCGUCACCACUGCCGUCGCCCAGGAGCUCCUUGUCGGCGCCGGCACCGGUGUCUGCCCAGAAGGUGAUACGAUGGACAUGCUACGGCCAUCCAUCAGCAAACCUGGCCAAGGCCUGCGCAUGACACGCAAGGCAGCGGUGCCUACGGCGCGGGCCGUUGUGGUUCCCGAGGGUGCUGCUCUUCAAGCUAUGGCUCGAUUGAAGGCGUCCCUUGAGAACGAGCAGAACGCACUCUUUGAGAAAUAUCGCGAGCAGUGGGAAGCUGAAAGCCGCGAAACCAAAGAGUCGCAGCCAGAAAAAGGGGCUCCCACCUCUCCCCGGGACAAGACUCUCAGACCUCGCGGCUCCAUGGUGGCCAGCGCCCUGAAUGACAACCCGCAAAUAAUACAUGGCCGCACUGGAAGCAAGGGCAGUGAGGAAGCCCAUGUAAAGCUUCCACUGGAUGAGUCCAUGGACAUGCCUUUGGACCACAAGUGCAGUUUGCUGGAAUGCUCCGCGGCAACUUGCUGGGUUCUGAAGGCAGGAAGCAAGUCCACACGCAAGCGGCCGGAGACACCAGACUCUUCCGACUAA